Manacus vitellinus (golden-collared manakin) is the source of this 3845-nucleotide messenger RNA. It is a transcript of the gene DBR1, whose product is annotated as debranching RNA lariats 1. Gene Ontology annotation, cellular component: nucleus. The record is from RefSeq and is a predicted model, not a curated record. Lineage: Eukaryota; Metazoa; Chordata; Aves; Passeriformes; Pipridae. The transcript has 5 exons. Bases 849 to 2135 code for a protein of 428 amino acids. Gene Ontology annotation, biological process: mRNA splicing, via spliceosome. Gene Ontology annotation, molecular function: RNA lariat debranching enzyme activity.
UAUGUAGGAGCUAUGCUAGACUUUCAGGUUUCUUGUCCCGAGGCAAACCUGGAAACUCAUCCCUUUGUCAGGGUUCGUGUUUGUGCUCCUGGAGUUUGUGGUGCCUGUGGGCUGUGACACGGAUCUCUGAGCUGCUGCUGAACCUGUUAAGCUGUAGUUUGGUGGUGGGUGGCAGCACUCUUGAACAAACGUAGAAAAUCACAGCCUCAGUGGCCUGAGUCAGGAGUCAGUUCUCAUGUGGUGUUUUGUGAUCUUUUAGUUUAUGCCUCUUUCUGAGUUGUUACAUCCUAAUUUAUGUUCCGACCACUGACCAUUCACAGAGGCUUGCUCUCUGCUCUCACUGUGUCUAUACCCAACUUCAGCAUUUUCUCAUCUCCCCAGUGUUCUUGUCCUGUGCCAGCACGUUUGCAUGUGUAGCUGUGAUAUGACAUGAUACAGAAGUGUCAUGGCUGUGCAGCAGACAGCUCUCCACAUGUGGAAUUGCACAUGGCUGUGCAGUGUCACUGUGGGGGUACUGAGGCUGUUAUCUCACCUCAGAGCUGCAAAACCUCAUAAAUCUUUCUACCAGGAGUUAUUUGUUUCCAACAGGUCCUGGCUUUUGAGUAUUGGAGUCAAAUUCCUGGGUUUUGUUUCCACACCGAAUGACUCUGUUUUCUAUAUUUGUGAAAAUAAGACACACAGUGGAAGAAGUGCCCAUUAUUGUAGGCACAUUUUUACAACAUAUUUGCCUCACACAUAAAAGAUUGGCAGCCUGUUGGUGCACGCUGUGUGCAAAGGAAAUACAGUGUCUGCAUUGAUUACUGCCAGCCUUGUAUUUGGGGUGCUCUAGGUGCCUGUGUGACCCCAAAAUGCUGCCUUGCCAGCAGUGUAGGAGGGAACUGCUGUUUCAGGCAACUACUCUUGUUUUCCCUGUUUCAGGCCACUUUGAGUGCCCCCCAUACAACCAGCAAACAAUUAGAAGUGCUUACCAUGUGAGGAACAUUGAAGUCUUCAAACUCAAACAGCUGAAGCGUCCCAUGGAUAUAUUCAUGUCCCACGACUGGCCCAGGAGCAUUUACCACUAUGGGAACAAGAAACAGCUCCUCAAAAUGAAAUCCUUCUUCCGCCAAGAAGUGGAGAGCAACACUCUGGGGAACCCUGCUGCCUCUGAGCUCCUGCAGCACCUCAAACCCACCUACUGGUUCUCAGCACAUCUGCACGUUAAAUUCGCAGCUUUCAUGCAGCAUGAGACAAGCUCCAAAGAAGAGCUGCCAAAAGCAACCAAGUUUCUGGCUCUGGAUAAAUGCCUGCCACACAGAGACUUCCUGCAGAUAAUAGAUGUGGAGCACGAUCCUAACGCGGGUGACUCCCUGGAGUAUGAUGCCGAGUGGAUCGCAGUGCUCAAGGCCACCAACAGCCUGGUUAAUGUGACUCAGUGCUCCUGGAACAUGCCUGAAAAGAAUGGCCUCCAUGCCAAGUGGGAUUACAGCGCGACCGACGAAGCCAUCAAAGAGGUGUUAGAAGAGCUGAAUCACAACCUCACAAUUCCCUCUAACUUCACCCUGACCGCUGCUUGUUAUGAUCCCAGCAAGCCCCAGAAAAACAUGCAGCCAGUUCAUACCAUCAAUCCUCAGACCACCGAGUUCUGCGCCCAGUUUGGCCUCACUGACAUCAACGACAGGAUCCAGCAGGCGAAGGAAGAGGGCUCAGGACGGGGUGAAUAUGAAGAGGAGGAGGAGGAGGAGGAGAUGGACAGCACUGGGUCAGCAGAGGAGCCCAGUGAAUAUACCACAGAUAACUCUGGCCUUUCCUCCAUCAAUCCAGAUGAGAUAAUGCUGGAUGAAGAAGGUGGCGAUGAAGACUUGAGUACGUGCUCUGUAGAUCCUUCCCCUGAUCACCCCCCCGAGUUCUCCACGAGCUUCUCCGACAUCCGGAUCAUGCCGGAUUCCAUGGCGGUGUCCUCCGAUGAUGCCAUGGACUCCAACAACGAGGAUCUGGAGAAGUCUGCUGGGAGUAAGCAGGGGGAGGAGAAGAGCUCCACUGAGAGACCGUUGAAGCGCACGGGGGGUGAUGAGAACGGGAACAGCGGCGUUAAAAAGAUUAAGAGGAGGAAUCAAGCCAUCUAUGCUGCAGAGGAGGAAGAUAAAACAGAUUAGCACUUCCUGUGAUGGAUAACUAAGUUCUCUGCCAGCCUUUCUGUGGGAAGGUGGGGAGAACUGGUGGACUGCUCGUGCUUUUAAUGUUAACGUGAUCUUAUUCGUUUACUUUCUUAAGCUCAAGGGGCUGGAUGUACCUCUCACAGGGAAGAUGAUUUAUCUGGGUUAAACAUGGAAGUCAGAAGCAGACUUUUCCAACAAAGUACUUUGACAAAGGAUCUAAAGCCUAUCUGUCACUCAGUUUUGCUUCAGUCCCUGGUUAUUGUGUAUGCUCCAUAUGUUCAGCUCUACAGCUCUGCAAGAGUCACUGUGCUUGUCUAACAAGAACUUAGAAUGUAACCCAGGCCCAAGUGAGAGGAUGUCUGACUUACAAGACUGAAUGAUUUGAUUUUAUUGCUUUUGUCUUGUUUUAUACUGAACUUUUAAUACAAAGUAGCACACAAAAUAGCUCUAUGAAUUACAUUUGGAAGUAGAAUUCCCAGGAUAAUGAAACAGCAAUAGAAGAAUGAAGAUUUUUUUUUUUUUCUGGUCAUAGUCAUGCCAUAGAAAAACUUCAUGGUUGUAAACAAAACUGUGUAUUGUCCUGAAUUGCUUUUAAUUAGAGUUUUGGUAGGGAACCAAGUCUCUUGAUUUGGAGGAUGACGGUUUUAUGGGGACCAUGGCAAAGUACAUCUCUGUUCUUAGAACCUCAUUUGUAUUCUGUUUCUUAAGACUUGAGAACAAUGUCUUAAAACACAAGUAGUUGGGAAGAACAGCUCCCUAAAUGUGGGCAUCACCACUGUCCUGGCUCUUACUGAUUACUAAUUAAGGCUGUGCUGUUCAUACAAGGUGGUGGAUGUUUUUAAGUUGCCUGAGGCAGUAACACCCACUGUGAUCAUCAGCCUCCCUUUUCACCUGUCACUUCUUUUCAGUAGCUGUAACUUGCUGAACUCUUAGGGCUGGAUUUGGGAUCUUCCAAAGCACCUUCAUAACCAUCAGCUGAGAAUAGAGACCCUCUUGGAAGAUUUCUUACUGCUUUUCUUUCCCCUGAAUUGUUAGCAAUCAAAUUACACUCCUUUGGCCUGAAAGGCUGUGAGGAUAACAAAACUUCCCCAGUUCAUGGCAGUGACAGUGUUUUCAAGCAGAUGUCAUUACACUCCUUUCUGCCAGUGUCUUCUGGUGUUCUGGGCUGAGCUUUUGGAGUCCAGACUUCCCCACAACUGUGCUGCCCUUGGCAGCAGAAGUAGCUCCUGUGCUUUCCCCCUCCAAGGCACGGGGAGUGUGAGGGGAAGAAGGAACUGGACAGGGAGCAGUGAGUGCAAUGGAUUGGUGAGUGAGUUCUGUAGCAGGGAAACACUCUGAGCUCAAGACUUCUGUCUUUAAAGCCACUUCCAUGUCUGGGAUCCACCUUGGUUCCUCUCCUGUCAGCAGUUCACUAUGAGAACUAAAGGUGUGUAAGUAUUCAAGGGCUAGAAAAGGGCAAAAUUAAAGCUCCCUCAGUUCAGUUACCAGCUCCUCUGUCAGAACAGCCCCAAAGAGCUGUACUGAGGGGUGAGGAGAACCUGGGAGUGUUUGGGGUGACCCUCAGGGUGUGUAAAGUAGCUCUGAACUGUCAGAUAAGGUGCUGAAGGUAGUUGAGUCUCCUUAAGGGUCCUGGGUCUGCAGUGCUGAAAUCUGAAUCGUGCCUCGUGAUCUGAACACUAUAAUGGAAUAAAGUAUUUUAAGGAUAAA